Kazachstania africana CBS 2517 is the source of this 795-nucleotide messenger RNA. It is a transcript of the gene URA3, whose product is annotated as orotidine-5'-phosphate decarboxylase. Gene Ontology annotation, cellular component: cytosol. The record is from RefSeq and is a predicted model, not a curated record. Gene Ontology annotation, molecular function: orotidine-5'-phosphate decarboxylase activity. NCBI's taxonomy places the organism in Eukaryota, Fungi, Ascomycota, Saccharomycetes, Saccharomycetales, Saccharomycetaceae. The transcript has a single exon. Bases 1 to 795 code for a protein of 264 amino acids. Gene Ontology annotation, biological process: 'de novo' pyrimidine nucleobase biosynthetic process; 'de novo' UMP biosynthetic process.
AUGUCUACACAAACAUACACAGAAAGAGCCAAGGCUCACCCUAGUGCGGUUGCCUCGAAAUUAUUGAAUAUUAUGGAAAGUAAGAAGACUAAUCUAUGUGCAUCAAUUGACGUCCGUACUACCCAGGAACUGCUCGAUAUUGUGAGUAAAAUUGGACCAAACAUCUGUCUUCUAAAGACUCACGUUGAUAUUUUGGAAGAUUUCUCUAUGGAAGGUACAGUGAAACCAUUAAAGGAGAUGAGUAAAAAAUUCAAUUUCUUAAUCUUUGAAGAUAGAAAGUUUGCUGAUAUUGGUAAUACAGUGAAGUUACAGUACACUUCUGGCGUGUAUAAGAUAGUUGAAUGGGCUGAUAUUACUAAUGCCCAUGGUGUCACUGGUGAAGGUAUUGUAAAGGGUCUAAAAGAAGGUGCUAAGGAGAACACUGAGGAACCUAGAGGCCUUUUAAUGUUGGCUGAAUUAUCUUCCAAGGGUUCUUUAGCACAUGGUGAAUACACAGCUGGUACUGUUAACAUUGCUAAGAGCGACAAAGAAUUUGUUAUCGGAUUUAUUGCACAAAGAGACAUGGGAGGUAGAGAAGAAGGGUACGACUGGUUAAUCAUGACUCCGGGUGUUGGAUUGGACGACAAAGGUGAUGCAUUAGGCCAACAAUACAGGACUGUUGACGAUGUCAUUUCAACUGGUUCUGAUAUAAUUAUCGUUGGAAGAGGAUUGUACGGUAAAGGUAGAGAUCCGUUAGUUGAAAGUGAACGUUAUAAAAAAGCAGGAUGGGAAGCAUAUUUGAAGAGAUGUAAAUGA